GCGUCUUACUCUGCAUUAAAUCUCUUCAUGAAAAUUUAAAUACAGUUUUGCAUAGUAUUGUUUUGUGUGGUUUCUUGCUGAAAACUUAUCAUUCAACUAUAUGUCGACAGUAUGAGCCAAAUAUUAACAGAAUACCUGUUUUACCUUGAAUCUCUGCUUUAUAAUUUAACCUGAAUAUAUCACACUUCUUGGGUAAAUAUCACACUUCUUGGGUUCAAAGGUCAGAUACUACGUCAAAGAACUUUCGCAAUUAAGCCAUUGCAUUCUGUAUGCUUUAGUAUUUCUAACAAUCGCAUUCCUCUUUUCUGUAAACAAAAACCCCUCUAGUCAGAAUAGAUUAAGUACCGUUGCGACACUGAAACCGCAACUGAGUUGUGAUGGCCGAUGGAGACGAGAGUUUCUGCCGAGCAGGGAACAGCUCUUCGUCAUCUUUCGGCUCGGAUCUGACGCGGGGAAACCACUGUGUCAACCACUCAGAUGAAGAAGUGCCCCGAACAUCGCUGUUCACGUGCAAAACAUGUGAAAGCUCUGGAAAAAAGUCUGGACCCUUCUGCAAGAGCUGUGUGAUGCGACACUUAAAGAGUGGCGAAGAGAUUCUGGACUGCGAAGGAAAUGUCCCCGCUAUUUGUCGCGAACACCGGCAAAUGCACGAGAUGUUUUGUGACACCGACAACGUCAGUUUUUGUGUUGAGUGUUUUUCCAGACAUAAAGGUCAUGAAAUUAGUCAACUAGCCGAAAAAGCGUGUAACGUUCGGUUCAGAAUCGGCAAUUUGCGGAAAAAGUUGGCUUCGAACCAAAAACUAAUUCAAGACAAAUUGGCGAUGGUCGAAGAAUGCAUAGAAACUAAGGAAACUUCUGAAAGAAAACUGGUUGAAAUUUUGCGUGAUAAUUUGCACCAGUUUGUGGACAACUUCAUUGAAGAUAUGAAGCAGAAGUUUCAGCGCCACGACGAGUUGAAUGUUGCGAGAGAAAGGAUAACCGAAUUAAUUUCACAGUCAGGUGAGAGUGACACAAGUUUGGAACGUCUUUUGCAUCUCUCAGACGGUGUUCUGAUUACUGAAUUCCCAAAUGUUGAAAGAGACCACAUAAAAGUGUCUCAAAAACAGUUUGACGUGAACAUGUUCAGUGUGUUUUUGCGGAGUUUUCACAUCGACCAUGAUAACAUUGCGGCGACCCAGCGUAGUGGAGCGAGUAUAAUGCUCGGGGCUGUCAAACCACCUGAAUUUAUCAAGCGAAAAGUCAAAGUGUGUAGCGAAAGAUCAGUUCACGUUUCGCCUACUAAUUUUGCCGGUGUUUCAAAUGAGUUAUUUUUCCACAGCCAAAAUCGGGUUUUCAGAGUAGAACACCAUAACGAUGGCAAUGCCACAGUUUAUGCAUGUACCUUGUUCAAAAACGGCGAGCUGGCCAGUCAAAAUCCGAUUGUAAAAAACAUUAAUAUUGACAAAAACAUCGAAAAAGUUUGUCCAGUGGGUAGUGAGUUCAUUUUCCUUCUUGAAGACCAAACUUUUCUCACUUUUGACGUGAAAGAAACGAAAAAUGAUCAGCAGCCUUUUUGGUUGUACCAAAACCCAAUUGCGCCUUAUCUGAGCGACUUUAAAACAUCUUGGGCGUUUUGGGAUGAAGAUUUGCGGAAGGUGAAAUUUGAAUCGCACCCGAGACUUGAAAUCGACUGCGAAAUCAAACCGACUGCCAGUGAUGUUUACUCAAGUCCUGCAAAAGAGGUGCCAAACUUCUCAAUGGUUGCUUUUGUUGACGAUCAACUUAAUAUCUGGAUCGUGAAUCUCGCAAACCAGCUGACAGAGAUCAUUUAUCAAACUCGACACGGCUAUUCCAAAAUCGACCAGUUGACACUUUUGGGUGACGAAUUAAUCAUCUGGACUCUCUCUCCAAAAACUGCGACCAUUAUGCGGCGAGAAGAGAACACCUGGAAAGAGUGUGAUACAUUCUCCUGGAAAUCGAAUAGCAGUGUCUUGUCUCUGAAUAGUUGUGGAUUUAAUUUUCUGCAAUUCAGUUACGGAAAUAUGCGUACAAAGGGCCGAUCGAGCGGAACGCGUGAACUGUUCGUGAACAAAAAACAGCACAUUCAGAUUUUGCCAAUUGAGAACAGCAAUUCAGACCAAUAAAACUGCCUAAUUUAAAUUAGAAAAUUUAGAUAGCCAAUUGAUUGAAUUAUGCACAAAAAUUUAGUUUUACAAUUUUUUGAUUCGUCUGAUGACUUCAAAUGAAACUGAUAUAUCAUGACUGGC
Molecule: messenger RNA, 2246 nt
Organism: Symsagittifera roscoffensis
Lineage: Eukaryota; Metazoa; Xenacoelomorpha; Acoela; Convolutidae
Exons: 2
Coding region: 378-2123 (581 amino acids)
Biological process (GO): regulation of gene expression; innate immune response; protein ubiquitination
Cellular component (GO): cytoplasm
Molecular function (GO): ubiquitin protein ligase activity; zinc ion binding
Source: RefSeq, a predicted model, not a curated record